Scheffersomyces coipomensis is the source of this 930-nucleotide messenger RNA. RefSeq names its product 4-nitrophenylphosphatase (gene PHO15). NCBI's taxonomy places the organism in Eukaryota, Fungi, Ascomycota, Pichiomycetes, Serinales, Debaryomycetaceae. The record is from RefSeq and is a predicted model, not a curated record. The coding region runs from base 1 to 930 and encodes 309 amino acids. The transcript has a single exon. Gene Ontology annotation, molecular function: phosphoglycolate phosphatase activity; alkaline phosphatase activity.
AUGAGUGUUAAGUUGGAUUCCAGUGAUAAGAUCCAUCAAGUGUUGGAUGAUUAUGAUUACUUUUUAUUUGAUUGUGAUGGAGUUCUUUGGUUAGGAGAUCAUUUAUUACCUAGUGUAGUUGAAACCAUUCAAUUAUUAAAAUCAUUAAAUAAACAAUGUAUAUUCGUCACUAAUAAUUCCACUAAAUCUCGUCAAGAUUAUUUAAAGAAAUUUGCUAAAUUAGGUAUUGAUGGAAUUAGUAAAGAUGAAGUAUUUGGUUCAUCAUAUGCUUCAGCUAUUUAUAUUGAUAAAAUUUUAAAAUUAUCUAAAGAGAAAAAAAUUUGGAUUUUAGGUGAAGAAGGUAUUGAACAAGAAUUACAUGAAUUAGGAUAUAAAACGAUUGGUGGUACUGAUAAGAAAUUAAUUGAAGAUGGAGUUAAAUUUAGUCCUGAUCAUGAAUUAUUAUCCAAUUUAGAUGAAAAAGUUGGAUGUGUUAUAGUUGGGUUAACAUUUAAUUUAAAUUAUUUAAAAUUAUCUUUAACCAUGCAAUAUCUUUUAAAAGAUAAUAAAUCUUUACCAUUUAUUGCUACUAAUAUUGAUUCAACUUUCCCAUCCAAGGGGAAAUUAUUAAUUGGAGCAGGAUCAAUUAUUGAAACUGUAUCAUUUGCAUCCGGUCGUCAACCUGAUGCUGUAUGUGGUAAACCAAAUCAAUCAAUGAUGAAUUCCAUUAAAGCUGAUCAUGAAUCAUUACAAUUGAACCCCAAGAGAGGAUUAAUGAUUGGAGAUAGAUUAAAUACUGAUAUGAAGUUUGGUAGAGAUGGAGGAUUAGAUACUUUAUUAGUAUUAACUGGUAUUGAAACUGAAGAAAAUGUCUUGAAAUUGAAUGAUGGAAAUGCUCCAACUUAUUAUGCUAAUAAAAUUGGAGAUUUAUUUGAAUAUCAUAAUAAGUAA